AUGUCUAAAAACGUUUCUCGCCUCCUGGCGUCCACAGGUUCAAGAGGUGACGCCACAGACGUGGACAAUGGCAAGUCCUCAGAGAUGGCUGAGUCGCGCACGAGUCACCACUGCAAGUCCUACCUGCUCAGCAUGGUGCACAAACUGAGGACCAACACAGAGGUUAAUUCCUGGUUUGUUGAUCUAUGGAUAAGUGCAGAAAAGGUAGACAUAGACCCUGUGGUCAGCAAAAGCAGUGCGCGAAUCUUCCGACAGAAGGCCGUCACCUACAAUGCUGAUAACAUCGCAUCAUGUGAUAUCUUCGAGGACAAAGAUGGAGGUAAAUCUGUGUUCCGUCUCGCCUACUUUAAUGGACACGAGUUCAAACACCAUGACUUCGAAGCAGACACUGUGAUGUGCAAUGAAAUCGUACAGAAGUUUAACAACAUACUCGAGCUCAGGUUGAGUCCAGUACGGAAAGAAUACGUUUCUAACAGAGACAAGAAAAUGAUGAGGAAGCGGGAUUUUUCAUUGAUAUGAAACUUUGCAAUGUAUACUGUUAAAUCAUAAUUAAUAUAAUUCGACUCGAGGCACGUUAAUUUUAUUUGAUUGUUUGGGUCGAUCGAUUCAUGAAUUUUAAG
This is a messenger RNA of Dreissena polymorpha, 620 nucleotides long. Its product is annotated as target of rapamycin complex 2 subunit MAPKAP1-like. The transcript is spliced from 3 exons. Gene Ontology annotation, biological process: TORC2 signaling. Gene Ontology annotation, cellular component: cytoplasm; TORC2 complex; plasma membrane. The record is from RefSeq and is a predicted model, not a curated record. NCBI's taxonomy places the organism in Eukaryota, Metazoa, Mollusca, Bivalvia, Myida, Dreissenidae. Bases 1 to 519 code for a protein of 172 amino acids. Gene Ontology annotation, molecular function: phosphatidylinositol-4,5-bisphosphate binding.